This is a messenger RNA of Castor canadensis (American beaver), 1272 nucleotides long. It is a transcript of the gene Krt23, whose product is annotated as keratin 23. Gene Ontology annotation, molecular function: structural molecule activity. Gene Ontology annotation, cellular component: cytoskeleton. The record is from RefSeq and is a predicted model, not a curated record. Gene Ontology annotation, biological process: epithelial cell differentiation; intermediate filament organization. NCBI's taxonomy places the organism in Eukaryota, Metazoa, Chordata, Mammalia, Rodentia, Castoridae.
AUGAAUUCCAGCCACAGCUUUAGCCAGAUCCACUCCGCCUCCCUCCAUGGCAUUGGAAACAGCUGGGGCCGGCUGAGAAGCUUCCCCCGAGCCCCCAGUGUCCAUGGAGGCGCCGGAGGUGUCCGCAUCUCCCUUUCCAUCACCAAGCCAAGCUGCCUGCCCUCUGGAGGGUCUUGGGGGUCAGGAAGAGGAGGUUCCCUCCUAGGUGGAAAUGGGAAAGUCACCAUGCAAAACCUCAAUGACCGCCUGGCCUCCUACCUGGACAAGGUGCAUGCCCUGGAAGAGGCCAACUUGAAGCUGGAAAGCCAAAUCCUGCAGUGGCACCAGCAGAGAGAUCCAGGCAACAAGAAAGAUUACUCCCACUAUGAGGAAAACAUCAGCCACCUGCAGGAGCAGAUAGUGGGCGGUAAGGCAACCAAUGCUCAGAUCAUUGUCCUCAUUGACAAUGCCAGGAUGGCAGUGGAUGACUUCAGCCUCAAGUAUGAAAAUGAACACUCCUUUAAGAAAGACUUGGAAAUUGAAGUUGAGGGGCUCCGGAAGACCUUGGAUGACCUGACCAUUGUCACGACGGACCUGGAACAGGAGGUGGAGGGAAUGAGGAAAGAGCUCAUCCUCAUGAAGAAGCGCCAUGAGCAGGAAAUGGAGGAGUAUCACAUGCCAAAUGACUUCAAGGUCAAUGUGAAGGUGGACACGACUCCAGGGGAAGAUCUAAUUAAGGUAUUAGAGGACAUGAGGCAGGAAUACGAGCAAAUAAUAAAGAAGAAGCAUCAAGACUUGGACACUUGGUUUAAAGAGCAGUCAGCUGCUGCCAUGUCCCAGGAGGUGGCCAGUUCAACACCUGUGCAGAGUGGCCAAAGUAACAUCCACGAGCUGAAGCGCACUUUCCAGGCCCUAGAGAUUGACCUGCAAACUCAGCGCAACAAGAAAUCCGCUUUGGAAAACAUGUUGUCAGAGACCCAAUCCCGGUACUCCUGUCAGCUCCAGGACGUGCAGCAGCUCAUUGCCCACUAUGAGGAGGAGCUGAUGCAGCUACGCUGUGGCCUAGCGCGUCAGAACAAUGAGUACAACGUGCUCCUGGGCAUCAAAACCCACCUGGAGAAGGAAAUCGCCACCUACCGCCGGCUCCUGGAGGGAGGCAGCACAGGGACAAUGGAAGAAUCUAAGUCAAGCAUGAAAGCAUCUGCAACUUCAACGAUCAAGGCCAUCACACAGGAGAGUAUCAAUGGAAGAAUAGUUCUUUCUCAAGUGAAUGAGAUCCAAAAGCAUGCGUGA